Girardinichthys multiradiatus is the source of this 3392-nucleotide messenger RNA. RefSeq names its product mitochondrial antiviral signaling protein (gene mavs). The record is from RefSeq and is a predicted model, not a curated record. The transcript has 5 exons. Bases 121 to 1920 code for a protein of 599 amino acids. NCBI's taxonomy places the organism in Eukaryota, Metazoa, Chordata, Actinopteri, Cyprinodontiformes, Goodeidae.
CGGAGUGCUGGCAAGCCGCUGCGCAGAUGUUUGAGCAGAACCCAACACACGAGGAUUCAGUGACAGAGGAGCAGCGUUUGCGACGUCGUGACAAAUUACGAAGGGUGUCAAGCAAUCAAAAUGUCCUUUGCCAGUGACAGACUUUAUAAUGGAUAUUUGCGGCGGAAUAUGCCGACCAUCGUUAGCAAGGUGAAAGUGAGAGAAAUAAUAACCCACCUUCCUUGCCUGACGACUCAUGACAGGGAAAAUAUAGAGGCAAAACGGGAGUUGUCUGGGAAUUAUGAUGGCAUGGUGCUUCUCCUGGAUUGUCUAAGGAGAAGAGAAAAUUGGCCGGAGCAGUUCAUCCAGGCACUAGAGGCAUGUGAGCAUACAAACCUUGCAGCUGAGAUCAGGCAAGAAUACGACUCUCUGCGAGGCGUUAACAAUUCCAGUUCUGGCUCCGCUCCAACAACUGUCGUCAGGGCUCAUGUCCAUCCGACACCAGCUGCCAAUCACCCGCCCGUUUCUGGAAGCGCCGUAAGUGGUCAGGCCACUAUAGCUCAGCCAGCGGAAACACUUCCAGCUCCUCCUGAGCCAGCUGCUCAGGUCCCACCUCCUGUCAGAACUCCUGCUCAGCAGCAGGUCCCGCAGAUCACAGCAGUCCAGGCUUCAGGGGCUGUUUCCCCACCUGAGCCCAGCCCUGAGCCUCCGCAGUCAACUCAGGAUGAAGUUCCACUUCUUCCUUCCACGCCUCCUCCCUCCCCUGCUCAAGUAGCCGAGCCCCUGCUGCUACAGGAAAAAACUGUUCCUCAGCAGGAGCCAGAGGAAAACUCUGAAUCAGACAUCCGAGAUGCAUCUGGUGAUACUAGUUUAGUCCCAGGAAAUAUGAGCUCAGAAAAGAAAGAGGCUGCUGUCAACGUUGUGACGUCACCUCAGCAGCAGAGUAUAGUCCCACACAGUGAGACAGAGACAUCGCUCAAUCCAGAUCCUCCACAAACAGCAGCCGCCACAAAUGACAAGCAACAGCAGUGUCCAUCUUCAACUCCGAUAAACUCCGAAGUGCCUGAUGGGUCUUCUCUUCUAACUCUGACACCAGUGAAACAUCCAGUCCAGGACACCACUCCACCAGACCACAAAGUUCCUACAGCUGUUCUUCAGCCGGAGAAGAGCCCUGAACGUGCAGCUGCACAGAUUUUUAAAGGUGGACCACAGACUGAAGCUACAGCUUCUACCUCUCCUGAGCUGGGCACCAACAGGAGAGACAAUUUUCAUGAAGAUCGUGAUGAUAACACAGUGUGCCUGAGCAAACCUGGCCACCUCAUCAGCAUCCAGCCAGAUAAUCAUGCCAGUCCUCCAGUCCAGGCAUCCAACUUCCCAUUGCAGCCUUUCUCCGGCAACAGUGAGCGUCUGGAAAUAAGUGAGGCUGCAUCAGACGCAGAGACCCUCCUCCCUGCCUGCACUGCAGUCGGCCCUGAAGUUGAGAAUGCGACUUCGGCACAACCAUGUCAGGAGAGCGGGAUUGCUCCCGACCACAGUGAACCAGAGGAGAAUCAUUACGAGUCUCCAAAUCAGAGCUUUGAAGUGAUGGAGAAUGUAGUACACGUAGCAGAGGCGUCAUCGAUCCUUAACCUAGACGGUCAAGCUCCAGUGCCACAACUUCAAAUUGUCAAUGGAGAACCAGCCAAAGGAAGCUUCGCUGCAGUAUUGCCAUCCAUUAGGGCUGCAGAUGAUACUGUGUCGCGUUUCAACAGCCAUCGCAGUGAGAGCUUUAACCCCCCUGAGCUGGAAGGAGCUGGUUUCUCCUCUGAGCAGAGGCCCCUGCCGAGUUCAGAGAAAACCAAAGGUCCGAACUCCAGUGACGGCCAAUCAACAACAAAGUACAUUCUGAUCGCCACUGGAGUUGGAGUGUUGGCCUGUGCUCUGCUGAUGAUAAGGAAAUGAGGCGAUUUAAUGCUCUUAAAGACAGAGAUUAGGCUGUGAGAAUAGUAGCUGAAAAUCACAGGGGCAUGGUGCCUUAUCAGAAUCCUUGCACUAAGAGGGCGUGGGGCAGCAGUUUAAUAAUUAUCUGUAGUUAUGAUAGCUGACAUGCCAGACCUUUGAUCAUUUCAAUGAUUUCUAUAUGUUGGUGUUCAGCAGUGAAUGACUUUGCCUGUAUGAUAAAAUAACCAAAUCCAAGUUGUUGAUUUUAGUUGGGACACUUCACUGAAGUGAGGUGGCAUCCCAGGUUAUUUCUGAACAUGCUGCAAAUGUGGGUUUUUGUAAAGGUGCCUGAUGAAACUGAGGUUGUGUACCGUGCCUCCCAAAAGUAUUCACACCCUUUACAUUUGUCACAUUUGCCACUUUACACCCAAAAUUCACAAUGUAUUUAUUUGAGGUUCUUUGCGAUGGACCAAAGCAACGUACUGCAUAACUGAAGUAGAAGUUAAAAGAUGAAUGAAAGGAAAAUCUUGGUUAUUUCUUCAUGAUGGUGUUUGUUCUCUUAACAGAUCACCAAGCCCUUCACAGAACAGCUGGGUUUGAGGUUACAUUCGACACAUGGUGCUCCACCAUGGCACAGUUGUUUGCACUUUUACUUUGCAGCAAGAAGAUCCUUGAGUUCAAGCCCAGACUGUAGUCUUUGUGUGUGAGGUUUGCAUGUUCUCCACCUUGCACGCAUGGGUUCUCUACGAGUACUCCAGCUACCUCCCAUAGUUUAAAAAUCUGACACCUUUAUAGGUGUCUCCAUAUUGUCUUUAGGAGUGAGUGUGUCCACGGUGUAUCCCGGGUUGCACCCAGUGAUCACUAGAAAUAGGAAGGGGUGAAAGUAGUUUUAAAUUGUUGCCGGUACUUAGGGGCGGAGCUAGAGGGGGGCAUAUAUGCAUGCAUAUAUAUAUAUAUUAUAUAUAUAUGCAUGCAUAUAUAUAUAUAUAUUAUAUAUGUAAUAUAAUAUAUAUAGUGUGUGUGUUGUAACUCAUCUGUGGCCCCCUUGAGAUCUCUUUUAAAAAUUAAUAGAUUUUAAAAAAAUGUUUUAUUUCUCAGCGAUGCCCUUUAUUUUUCCACAUCAACUUUAGUUUCAGUCCAACUCAUUGAGUUACUGAGAGCACUGGGGAGUAAAAACACAAAGCCUGUUAUUGGCUAUAUCUCAGCAAAGUCCAAACUCAAACUAAUUAAAACGUAUCAAUAUUUUACUUUACUGUAGGCUGUCUGUAUAAGGCAGAAAUUAGAGUCACUUGACAAUGUAGAAUAUAUAUAUAUAUAUAUAUAUAUAUAUAUUUCAAUUGUUAAAGAACUUACAUGUAUGAAAAAGUGAUAAACCACUUUCUGAUGCAUAACUUUUCAUCUUCAGUUUCCGUCUUUUCUUUUGAACAAAGAGGUUAUUAUUCUCUGCAUUGUGAUCAAGUUUUGAUUUCAUUUAAAUAAAAAAAUUGACAGUU